UAACAGGCGUCUUCUUGUUCUUAUAUGUACCAUAUAUCCUGCUAUUAUACAAUCCGUACUGAUAUCCAACAUGCAUUCCAUGGCUGCUUCUUGCCCCACUCGCUAUCGCCCUGAUACUAUCGUGAGCCACCACAUGUACUAAACCAUUCCUUCCUUCCUCUUCUCUCUCACUUCUACCCAUUUCUCCCUAUAUACUCUAAGCAUAGGUCCAUCCUCACGACUUAUAUAGCGCACCAACCGAGUCUCGAGAAUGAGAAUCCGAGUCCGUGGUCCUGAGGGCCAAUCCACAGUUACCCUGGACGAUUCCGCUACCGUCGACGACCUCCGCACGCAGAUCACGGACAAGACAGGACUGACGGCGUUCGAUGUUAAAUAUGGAUAUCCCGACCUCAAGCCGCUAGAGCUUGAAGGCUAUUCCGGAAGCCAAAAAGUUACGGAAAUUGAUGUUAAACUGAACGGCGAACAGCUCAUCGUCACCCGGCAGGAGGGCGCACCCCAGCCAGCGCCCAGUGGCGAGGAUACUACUGGAACAUCAGCUGCUCCGUCUCGAAAUCCAGAUCAAACUCUUUCUUUAUCGCGCAAGUCACACGAGGGCGUCUCAAAUGACCCCCCGGAGAUACCGUCACCCGACCACUCGGGCACCUUUGUGCUCCGUAUCAUGCCCGAUGAUAACUCAUGUCUCUUCCGCGCGAUAGGAAGUGCUAUUAUGGGAGGGAUGGACACUAUGAAUGAAUUACGGUCAAUCGUUGCGCAGACAAUCCAAGCGAACUCCGACAUGUACUCGGAGGCAGUUCUUGAGAAGAAGCCCGACGAUUAUUGCCGUUGGAUCCAAAAUGAGGAUUCGUGGGGUGGAGGGAUCGAGCUCAGCAUUUUGAGCAAGCAUUUCGAUAUUGAGAUCUGUUCGAUUGAUGUGCAGACGCUCCGGGUGGACCGUUUCAACGAAGGCCCGCCGACCCGGUGUGUUCUGGUCUAUUCUGGGAUCCAUUAUGAUACCAUUGCCUUGUCACCGUCAGAUGCUCCCUUUACCCAUACCUACGCCCCUCCCGACUUCGAUACAAAGGUAUUUGAUGCGGCCGACCCAGUGGUAUUAGAGAAAUCAUUGGAAGUGUGUCGGGUUUUGCAGGAUAAACAUUACUACACAGACACCACAGGUUUUCGCAUUCGCUGCAACACAUGCGGGGACACGUUUAUCGGGGAGAAAGGUGCAACACAACAUGCGGCGCAAACUAGGCAUUAUGACUUUGGCGAGGCUGGCUAACUCUAUGCAGUCUGGAGAUAAUGAUAGACAUGUUCAUGUGUACAGUGGGGGAUUAUAUAUUAGAUUUCUCAGGCCCUUUCCCUAUCUGUUCGGUGCGUCAAAUGCAUAGGGUUGGAAAGGCAGCGACCAUUUUAGUCCAUUCUCUAUUAUUGACACUGUAAGUACAGAGUAAUUAGAUUGCAAAAAUGCAUAGUAGGAACCAACAGUUCAUGCAGAAUACAA
Aspergillus glaucus CBS 516.65 is the source of this 1480-nucleotide messenger RNA. Its product is annotated as ubiquitin-specific protease OTU1. The coding region runs from base 251 to 1258 and encodes 335 amino acids. The record is from RefSeq and is a predicted model, not a curated record. The transcript has a single exon. Gene Ontology annotation, cellular component: cytosol; nucleus. Gene Ontology annotation, biological process: endoplasmic reticulum unfolded protein response; protein deubiquitination. Gene Ontology annotation, molecular function: cysteine-type deubiquitinase activity. Lineage: Eukaryota; Fungi; Ascomycota; Eurotiomycetes; Eurotiales; Aspergillaceae.